ACCAGAAAGGCAAAUAUGAUAAUUUCAACUUGCAACAGACCGGCGAUGGCUGCCUUACCAUCUCCUCCGUCCACCUCACUUUCAAUUCCUACAAAUCCGUUAUCAUCAGUUCCAAAAAUCAUCAAUGUAAUUCAGCUUCCGCCAUUGCUGAAACAAAAACUCCAAAAAUCAAUCAGUUAUAAAACUUCUCAGAAUCACUACCAACAGUUUCUUUCAAGAGAGUUUCUGGGUACUGGUUUUGCUUUAGCACUUGUAAUUGCUACUAAUCAGAGUGCCUCUGCUGCUGAAUUUCCAUCUGUAAUGGAUACUUUUUCUUCUCUACAACUGAAUGAACCUCAAAAUGCUCUUUCUCUUCCAACGUGGGCUAUCCAUGUCUCCAGUGUUGUUGAAUGGAUAACAGCAAUGAUAUUGGUUUGGCAAUAUGGGGAGAAAUCUGGUUAUGAAUCUUGGAAGGGUCUUUCCUGGGGUAUGGUACCCCUUCUCGGAGGUGCAUUUUGCGCGUGCACAUGGCAUUUCUUCUAUAACUCCGAGUCUCUUAGUAUUUUGGUAGCUCUUCAAGCGGCUUUGACCGUUAUUGGUAACUUCACAAUGUGCAUUGCUGCAUUACGCAUAUGCAAAUUAUCUCAACAAGGCCCUGAAAAACUCUGAAAUAUUGUCCAAUGUUGUACCUGUGAUUUCCUCAACUUUCUCCUGGGAAGCAGUGAAGGUCCACCGGAGUCCUAGUAAAUGGCCUGGUAAGCUCCUCUUUCUGCUUUGGAUGAUACUUUAGAUGCCAUAUUACCUUUGUGCAGAUCAUGUACAAUGAUUAAAAAACGACUUGCUCCUCUAUUUUGUAUGUAAUUUUUUUUUUGUAGAUUAACAUGAAAUGAAACAGGCUGUUACUUAUUCAUGUCAGAAGGUUGACUUCAUUAUCGUUUAGAUGACAUUGGAUUUGUGGAAAAUGUAUAUCAAUACUCGUUUUAUUUUA
This is a messenger RNA of Papaver somniferum (opium poppy), 967 nucleotides long. RefSeq lists its product as uncharacterized. The record is from RefSeq and is a predicted model, not a curated record. NCBI's taxonomy places the organism in Eukaryota, Viridiplantae, Streptophyta, Magnoliopsida, Ranunculales, Papaveraceae. Bases 16 to 648 code for a protein of 210 amino acids. The transcript is spliced from 4 exons.